Molecule: messenger RNA, 4971 nt
Organism: Exophiala mesophila
Lineage: Eukaryota; Fungi; Ascomycota; Eurotiomycetes; Chaetothyriales; Herpotrichiellaceae
Exons: 1
Coding region: 297-4406 (1369 amino acids)
Biological process (GO): signal transduction; regulation of GTPase activity
Cellular component (GO): cytoplasm
Molecular function (GO): phosphatidylinositol binding
Source: RefSeq, a predicted model, not a curated record
CGAGCCUCGCAUCCUCGUUCAUCACACACUCUCCUCCCUCGCCAACCUGUCGUGCCCAUCCUCAUGCCUCGCACGCGCUUGUCCUUUCUGGACCCAUACUGAAACAAACUCUCCCUCUCCUCCUCCCUCUGCCAGUCGACACCGCUCUCGACAGCUGGCCUGUCAGCGCCUUCCAAAUCCCUUCUGUCUCUCCAGGCCUCCAUCUCACCCUCCCCCCUCGAUCCAAUGGUUUGACACGUCGACUUGGGCACUCAUGUAGCCUAAUUCCACGUCGUACACUGUCCGAGUAGCUCACCAUGCUGCACCAGGCCACCGAGGCCGCUGCCCCUCGAUCCCAUUCUACCCGUCUUCCCCAAACAACCGCUCAUGUUUCGAAUGCCUCACAACCCACUCCACAUGCCCAUCCAUCGCCCCCGGCUACUCGACUUCCCGCUCGGCCUGUGAUCAACGACUCCCUAAUCCCAAGAGAUUAUCUGGGCUCGCUGACGGCUUCGAGGUCACCCGGGUCCACCAAAACCUCCUUCAACCAAGAUAAUUCCUUUCUCGACGACUCGACCACAGAUGAAGCCGACGACCAUCACGACCAAUCCAUAUUGCAGUCCGAGGCGGGCCUCACCUCGGCCACCAACACGCAUCCUGUGGUGAAUUCAAGUCCUCGUCCCUCACCGUCGCCAGAAAUUUUGAGGAACAACCCCAAGGACGCCUCAGUUCAGGAUCGGCGUUUCCCAGACCAACCCUCCUCCUCAGUCGUCGACUCCCCAACAUCCUACACGUCUUCUGCCACAGUCUCCCCUCCUCCCAACAACAUGCCGCGCACUUCCUCCAUCGACUCGGCAAUCUCUAACAUGUCCAACACGCCGGGUCCCCAGAGACCACAGGGGGAUGCCAAAGAACCCACCAAGGACGAGGUCCGCAACCUCAUCAAUACCGCAGGCUCCCCCGAAAACUUGAUUCAGCAUCUCUUGAGGGACAAGAAUCACUCCGCCGCACAAAAUGCCCAGCUGUGGAAGCUGGUCGACAAGCAGCGCGCCUUGUUGCUCGGCUUGAACAAGGACCUGGAAAGACUCACCAAAGAGCGCGACAGGUACCGCAAGAGAGUGAAAGACUUGCAAUCACAACCUCCCCCGGUUCCUGUCAAUCGUGUCCGUGCCGAAGCCGACCAGGAGAACAAUUCCCCUCAGUCCGACAAUGAUGCCGCCUCGAUAACCUCCAUCGAUGCCCUCACGGGGAGAGAGGGCGCCACGCGCACUGGGCCCGUUACUCCGGGGAGGGUCCCCAAUUUGCAUUUGCACGGCUCUCCGCUGGAUGCAGCCAUGGUGCCCCAUCCUCUCCAUCUGCAACAUCCUCCCAAGAUCGACAUAGUGUCGACCCAAUUGCCUCCACCUUCUUUUGCGCUGAGUGAGCCAAGUCCCCUUCAGGAGAAACCUCCAAAGUCUUUCCAGGCGUCGAGGAAAGCCCCACCGCGGCCGCUGAAUCUGAGCCAACCAAAGGAUGAUCGUUCUGCAGCCAAACUAUCAAUCGCCAAUGGAGCCGUCAUCAGUGACGAGGAAGCAGAUGACCGGGAUCCAGUGCGGCGUGGUCGACGGAAGACGCGAGAGGAGGAUGAUCGUGAUCGCGAGACCCUAGCUUUGAAAGAACAAGAAGCCAGGAGCCGAUCUAAAAGGGAGACAAAGACCGGUGCUGAUCCGGGAGUGACAGAACCUGCGGCUGCUGCACCUCGACCUUCCCAUGACUCGGUCGAUUUGCCGUCAUCCAAGGCCAUGAAUCAACUCUCUCCCCCUUCAACCGCAUCUCACAGUUCCUUGGGACAGUCACCCAACCCUCUGCGAAGUCCUGGCCUCCCGCUGAGUCCUCGUCCUCUUGGUCAAGCACUUCUCGGUGCUUCACUUCCAAUGUCCCCCAGGAACCUAGCCAGUGGCAGCUUUCCUCUGUCACCGCGUGCGCCUAAGCAACCACUACCUGACCCCACCACACCAGGCCAACAGGCUCCUGCCCCCGGCGCGGAGAAGAAGGGGCCUUCACCUCUAUCAAAAGUGAAUUCAGCCUCGACUACUGCAUCAGACCAGCCGACUGCUCCAGACCCACCUCUCAGCCCUCGUGACGCACCGCCAGUGAAUCGAGGUUUGGUGAGUCCGACCUGGCCCGAUCUGCUUCUCCCACCAAAUGCCCUCCCUUCGAUCCAGAUCAAGGUGGCUUCUUCCCGUUUGCGUCCGUCACGCAACAGCAUCCUAGGACUCAAGGCACAAGACGAAUCAUCGGUUUUCAGUCUGUCCGUAUUCGAACGUGCCACAGCGUCUGAGCUCUGGCGUGUGGAAAAGAUCCCCGCCACCUUUCCUGUCCUCGAUCAGACUCUCCGAAGUAGAUGCUCCGAUCUUCCCAAACUGCCAGAUCGAAGACUCUUUUCCGGCCAUUCUCCCGCAGUCGUUGACGCUCGACGACUGGCGAUUGAUCAUUACUUUGAGGAACUCCUCGACACUCCAAUGGAUGAGCAGGCCGCUGUGGCAGUUUGCAGAUAUCUCUCUACCGACGUGAUGGAGUCGCAGCAUUCCCGCCAGCCUCCCGCCAGCGAGGACACCCACUCCAAACCCAUUCAGAGUGCUCGCAAAGAUGGCAUACCGACCAAAUCUGGCUAUCUCACGAAAAAAGGCAAAAAUUUUGGAGGCUGGAAGUCGAGAUACUUUGUCCUGGACAGCCCAGAAUUGCGGUAUUUUGAGGCGCCUGGCGGGGCACAUCUUGGUACCAUCAAAUUGCUCAAUGCUCGCAUCGGUCGCCAGACGCAAUCUGACCCAGCCCCACGAAGCGAAGCGGAAAACGAGAACCAGUACCGACAUGCCUUCCUCAUCCUGGAGCCCAAACGGAGAGAUAAUAAUAGUCAUCUUCGACACGUACUUUGUGCUGAGAGCGACGAAGAGCGCGAUGAGUGGGUAGAGACACUACUUCACUACAUUGACGAGCGGCCAAGCGAGCCCAAGGCACCACAAAGCGCAGGAACUCAAAACCCACAUGGGAAGGAUGUCAAGAACCCUCGCAGCGCCGCCACAGAAUCCGGACAUGACGAAAGUGAGCGUAAAGGUGCUGGAAGUCCGUCCUUUGGUCACGCAAACAGUGACACACCGUCUCCCUCCACUGCUUCCACCCACGUCGCUGAGGCAUCUUCGGCCGAAUCUGGGUAUCCGAGCAAAUCAAACAUUUCUGCCCCCAUGAAUGGCGUCAAGAUUUCGGACACCAGCCUAUGGGGAAAUCGAUCUGCGGGAACCGGUAGCAGCAAGGAGCGAGAGCAGAAGAAACGACACUUGUUCAAUCACUUCCGUAAAGCUUCAUCGGAACAGUUGGCAUCGAUUCAUCAGGCGCAGGCACCAGUCGCUCAGCCGAAACGUUUGGACUACCAGGCACGACGGGGUGGACAUGUGCGUCCGGUGUUUGGGAUGCAGCUCCAUGAGGCGGUCGAGCAUUAUUCACCGCUCGACGUGGAGGUGUAUCUACCAGCGGUUGUGUACCGUUGCAUCGAGUACCUACGAGUUAAGAAAGCUGCUAACGAAGAAGGCUUGUUCCGGUUGAGCGGAUCCAACAUUGUCAUCCGCGAGCUCAAAGAUCGGUUCAACGUGGAAGGUGACGUCGAUCUCCUGGCCGACGACGAACAGGACUAUGACGUCCACGCUGUCGCAUCUUUGUUCAAGAUGUACCUCCGAGAGCUGCCCUCGACCAUCUUGACGAGAGAACUGCACCUCGAGUUCCUCAAGGUCUUGGAGAUGGGUGAUAAAUCGCAGAAAGUGAUGGCCUUUAAUACCCUGGUACACCAACUUCCGGUGUGCAACUUUAUGCUGCUACGCAGCCUUUCACAGUACCUCCUCGAGGUUGUUCAAAACUCGGAUCGGAACCGAAUGAGUGUCAAGAACGUGGGCAUCGUGUUUUCGCCGACCCUGAACAUUCCGGCGCCUGUGUUUGCCAUCUUUCUGACCGAAUUCGAGGCGAUUUUUGAUAAGCCGGCAGAGCGAGAGCCUCCCUCGGUGGACAUUCAACGAGAAAACGGCACCCUGACUCCUGAAGACAUUCGAUCUCCCCGUCGACAAAUGUUCAGCGACCUCCCUACCCCCUCGCAUAACCAGAGCAGCUUUGCCAACAACGCCAGCGUCAGCGUAACCGGCGCUCAUAAUCAUGCUAGUAAUCAAGACCACCGCGAGGCGAACAAAGACCUGGGCUUCUCUCCACUCCAGCCCUCGUAUGAGACGAGGAGUUACGUUUCUAUCCCACAAGAGAUAUCUCCUCAACCCCGACAUCCACCGCCUCACCCACCGCCGCCUCCGCCUGAAAGUUCCGAUUAUGAGAAAUCCACGCUAUUGAUGACACCGGAAAAUGCGGCGAGUGUCAAGGCUAAGCGACGAGAGAGUUCGAUGUUGUUCCUGUAAAGCGACUAUUGGAAACAAGCUUUCAGAGACACCGACUGCGAGAUCAAGGCCGCUGUGUAAUCGUGGCAGACUUGCGUUUUUUGCCAGCCUUUUUUCAUCUUCUAUUCGAAUACCCCAUGUGUUAGCGCGGAGGCUGAGACAAUUUUUGUUUUCCGUCCUCUUUUACAUCUGGAGCGGAUCUAGCUUGGUGUUUGUUUGUUCUUUAUUUUCGAUUCAUCUUUGCAUAGCCCGAAAGAGACCAGGGCCAACUUUAAUGUCCAUCAAUUGGUGGCGAGAGACGAUGGGCGAGGAAUGAGUGAACGAAGGGGGCUUGGAAAUGUGAGAUGAGACCAGACGAGUUUGGGUGCAGCCAUGAAUGCGUGCUUGAUCAACCGAGCGGAAUGCGGUUGGGACUGCCAAUAUUGCUAGAUUAGAUGCUACACGAUGCAGACUGAGAAAGAUCUGCCACAUGGAGUUACGGUAUGUUUCAUGCCAUACCUUGGAUCUGCCAGACGCAUCAUGCACCACAUAGCUACAAACCUUGAUAUGCAUGAAAAUGUGACGGAUGAAGUCAGACAAUGUAAGA